Fundulus heteroclitus (mummichog) is the source of this 1097-nucleotide messenger RNA. Its product is annotated as macrophage mannose receptor 1. Lineage: Eukaryota; Metazoa; Chordata; Actinopteri; Cyprinodontiformes; Fundulidae. The transcript is spliced from 6 exons. Bases 28 to 957 code for a protein of 309 amino acids. The record is from RefSeq and is a predicted model, not a curated record.
ACCAGCAAAGUGGACAGAAAAGGACAGAUGGGGAACGUUUUUCAGUUUUUUGCUGCUGCGUCUGCUCUGUGUGCCGUCUCCUCACUUCCUGCACAUAAAUACCAUUUUGUUUAUGAACCAAAGACCUGGAAUGACGCUCAGAGUUUCUGCAGGGAACAUUACUCAGACCUGGCAACCAUCCACAACAUGGAUGACGUGAACAUCCUAAACGAGAUGGCGGACUCGCAGCAGAUGAGAGCCUGGAUCGGACUGUAUGACAACUGGAAGUGGUCCGGCUCUGAUGGGGAGUACAGGAACUGGCAGUCUGACCAACCCACUACGUACCAGGCAGAAGAGAACUGUGUGGCAAUUAUGCCGAAUAGUCAGUGGAUCGAUGCACCCUGUGAAUGGCUCUUAAGACCAGUCUGCUCUGAUGGGACCGGAUUGAAAGUGACUUUUGUCCCCAUCAACGACUCCAUGACCUGGGCCAAUAGUCAGAGAUACUGCAGGGAACAUCACACAGAUCUGGUCACCAUCAGAAAUGAGACGGACAACCUGGAGGUAAAAAAGCUGAUUUCAGUAAACGCAGCUGUUUGGAUUGGUCUCUACAGGAAGUCCUGGGAAUGGGUGGAUGGAAGCACCUCCUCGUUCCGGUACUGGAAGUCCGGGGAACCCAACAACGUCAAGGUGAAGGAGAACUGUGUGGCAGCAAAUUUUGGAGCUUCUGGAAUUUGGGAGGAUGACAACUGUGAUGUGGAGAAACCAUUUAUCUGCAACCAAGUUGCAGUUUCACAGAAGGUUCUGAAAGUGAAGCUGGUCACAACCUCCCCUCUGGACCUGGAGGAUCCUGCUGUGCUGGAAAACCUGCUGAAGCAGCUGGAACUGAAGCUGCAGCAGCAGGGAGGGAAGCCAGACGUCAAACUGAGCUGGAGGAAGCAGACGGAUGGAAAGAUAUUCCAUAAAGAAGAUGAUAUGUAGGAGGAUCUUAGAAGCUGAAAAUCCAGCUGGUGCAACAGUUAUUUCACAAGAUGCAAAUAUUGAAAUGAUUGUUUAGUUGAAGGAAUUCCUCUGAGGAGUGAAGAGGACUGAAUUAAUGCACAGAUGAGCAAAAUGUUGGU